Molecule: messenger RNA, 498 nt
Organism: Trichoplax adhaerens
Lineage: Eukaryota; Metazoa; Placozoa; Uniplacotomia; Trichoplacea; Trichoplacidae
Exons: 5
Coding region: 1-498 (165 amino acids)
Source: RefSeq, a predicted model, not a curated record
AUGGAUUCAUCAUCUCAAGAUCGAAUCAACAAGUUAAACGAAGAAUUACAAAACUUAGCCGACGAAGGCGGGAAGCAGUUAAUGUUUUACCAAGUAGAAAAAGAAAACAGCGGCGAUGAUGAUGACACCUCGACCACGUGUGGAGCUGGUACGAUUUCAAAGUCUAGAAUACAAAUAAUUUGUAAUAAGUAUAACAAGAUUAAUGGUGUGGUGGAGAGUAUAAAAGAACUGAAUUUGAAGCAAUUUCUUUACUUAAGUCAAGAUAUUAUGGAAAAAUUGGUCCUCGCAAAGCAAGAAUCUAAUCAGAAUGCACCUCUGGACUUGUCAGCUUCCGUUAUUUUUUCGGAGUUCGAACAAAAUCAAUCGUGUCCUUUAUGCAGGGAUUCAAGAGGAGUUGACGAUUGCUGGAUUUUAUCGAACCCUCCAGAAACAUCGGAGGUUGCGGGAAUUCUAAUAUCUUUGGCUGAAAAGGCAUUAGAUCAAAGCCACGACUCGUGA